Parnassius mnemosyne (clouded apollo) is the source of this 714-nucleotide messenger RNA. Lineage: Eukaryota; Metazoa; Arthropoda; Insecta; Lepidoptera; Papilionidae. The record is from the annotation of a GenBank genome assembly.
AUGAAGGGCUUUACAGUGGUUAAUAUCCCUAUAACCCCUGUAAAAUACCCCAAAUGGGCUACUCCAUUAAGAAUUGUAAAAAAAGAUGACGGCUCGCUUCGAAUUUGUGGUGACUACAGGACAACUGUUAAUUUAGCCAUAGAGACUGAUACAUUUCCAUUACCAGCUGCUAAUGAUUACUUUGUGAAAUUAAAUGCUGGAAGAGUUUUUAGUAAGCUUCACUUAAAACAGGCUUACAUGCAGAUGAAAGUGGACAAGGACACAGCUAUGUUGUUAACACUUAAUACUCCGUUAGGGUUAAUGAAGAUGAACCGGUUAGCAUUUGGAGUAAACGCAGCUCCUGGAAUCUUCCAGCGUGUGAUGUCGACUGCACUCGCAGGUAUGGAAGGAGUAGCAUGUCUAUUGGAUGAUGUCGCUGUUAGUGGAAAGAAUAAGGAGGAACAUGAUCAAAGACUACGGGCAGUCAUGGUAAAAUUAAAUGCAAUGGGAUUUAGGUUAAAUCUGAACAAAUGUGUGUUUGCAUCAAACCAGAUAAGUUUUUUAGGAUAUAUGAUUGAUGCAGAGGGACUGCACCCGUCACCUAUUAAAGUGAAAGAGAUAAAGGGGAAACCAGCACCUAAGAACAGAGAAGAACUACGGGCAUUUUUAGUUUUAUACAAUUUUUAUGAAAAACCCGCGAGCGACGGUAUGGAUAGAUUGAUAAAGAAGCUUUAG